This is a messenger RNA of Salvelinus namaycush (lake trout), 1602 nucleotides long. Its product is annotated as protein FAM222A-like. Lineage: Eukaryota; Metazoa; Chordata; Actinopteri; Salmoniformes; Salmonidae. Bases 1 to 1602 code for a protein of 533 amino acids. The transcript is spliced from 2 exons. The record is from RefSeq and is a predicted model, not a curated record.
AUGCUGGCCUGCCUGCAGAGGAGGCAGAACCCUCCCAUCCCAUCCUCCCAGCACCCCCUGUGUGCUAGCAAGGCCCUGGAGCCGCCUCAAGCCCUCAGCCGAAAAUGUGAGAUGGUGGUUCCCAUGCAUUCUCCCCGCUACCCCAGCGUGGCUGAGCUGGAUGCCUUCGCCCAGAAGACGCAGAGCAGCCCACUCUCCAUCAAGAUCUUCCCCACCAACAUCAGAGUUCCCCAGCACAAGCACCUUAACCGGACUGUGAACGGCUUUGACACCACAGGUAGCCAGCGCUACAGCCCCUACCCACACCUCCAUACCGGCGGCUACACAGGCCUCCUGGCCAUUGUCAAGGUCUCUUCCCCCUUCGCCCCCACUAAGGGCGUCCUCAAGAACUCGGAAGGCAGGCGAACUAAGCUCUCCCCAGCCCAAAUAGCUGUCGCCCCGUACCCUCCCCCUAGCAGUAGUACUUUAGCCAAUGGCCACUGCCGGAUGGUGUACCACACUGGACCCUCGAAGCCCCCCGAGACCCCUGGCCUCUCCCUCUCGGUGCCCCCUAACGUCACUGUGGCCGGCUCUGGGAUCCCUGUGACAGGGGGACGAGGCCUGGUCCAGCUACCCCCACAGUCCAACCUCCCUUCCAUCCAGAGCAUCAUCUAUCAAAUCAACCAGCACUGCCAGGCCCAGGCUCUGCAGCAGGUGUGCCAGGGUGCAAACUCCUCCACCGCACCCUCUACCAACCCCAGCCCCUCCAAGCAGGGUGCGGGGGGUAUCAUGGGGGUAUCCUCCUGCUCCUCGGGAGGUGGCUACGUGGGCGGCAUGGUGCCCCAGCCUAACCUGGUGUACACAGGGGCAGGGCUGCCGCUGGCGGUGCACAGUGGCGAGGCCAUGAAGGCCGGGAUAUACUCGGACAGCAUGGACUACAUCCUGUGGCAGAAACAGCAACAGCAGCAGCAGGCUGUGCUUCGCAUGUACAGUGGGGGCAGCGGGGGAGGAGGGGCCAUCAGUAAGUCCCCUGAAAGCUGUGGUGCCCCGGGGGGAGCAGGGAUCAUGGCCCAGGCGCAGGUGUCAUCCUCCUCCUCCUCCAGACCCUACCACCUGACGGGGGGAAGUGGAGGGGGUGGGGGGUGCCUGGACAAGGUCAGCUCUUCCCCUCUGAACUGCAUGGGGAUGCAUGGGAACUUCUCGGUGGGCCAGUACUUUGCCCCACCCUGGAACAGCGUGCUGGUCACCCCCGACAGUGACUGUUACAACCCGCACCAGGAGCUCCUGGGGACCACCACCCGAGGGCCAGCCACAGGGGGGCACAGGGAGAUGGGCUACCCCCACCACCAUCAUCCCCACCAUCACCACCACCAUCAUCAUCACCACCACCCCGCAAUAGACAGCGGGAGCGGGGGAUGCCUGUGCUGCAGCUUGCCCAGUAAGAGCCAGCUGUGCAACACAUCGGUGCUGAGCAGCAGCCUGCAGUCUCUGGAGUACCUGAUCAACGACGUCCACCCGCCCUGCAUCAAAGAGCAGAUGCUGGGCAAAGGCUACGAGACUGUGUCAGUGCCACGGCUGUUGGACCACCAGCACGCGCACAUCCGCCUCCCAGUUUACAGAUAG